This is a messenger RNA of Staurois parvus, 335 nucleotides long. NCBI's taxonomy places the organism in Eukaryota, Metazoa, Chordata, Amphibia, Anura, Ranidae. The record is from the annotation of a GenBank genome assembly.
AGCAAUGGGAGGCCGUACAGGGGACCCAUACACACUCUGGACCUGGCAGCAGCAUUGAGGAGGCGGUACAGGGCCCAUGACAUAUUUACGGGGCCUGGCCGCAGCAUGAGGAGUCGGUACGGGGCGCCCAUGGCAUUACGGCCUGGCAGCAGCCAAUGGGAGGCCGUACAGGGACCCAUGACACACUCUGGACCUGGCAGCAGCAUGAGGAGGCGGUACAGGGGCCCAUGGCAGAUUACGGGCCUGGCAGCAGCAAUGGGAGGCCCGUAAUCUGCCAGCACCCUAUGACAAAAUGGAACCCACCAGCAGUGUGAGGAGACCUGAAAGUGGCACAU